Molecule: messenger RNA, 2228 nt
Organism: Cylicocyclus nassatus
Lineage: Eukaryota; Metazoa; Nematoda; Chromadorea; Rhabditida; Strongylidae
Source: the annotation of a GenBank genome assembly
AGCCUGUAAGCGGCUUUUCGCAGAUCGCUGGUGAGGCCUGCGACGCAUUGUAAUGCCGGUCGAGGAGAGAAAAGCGAGAGGAUCUCCAGUUGGGAACUUCUUCGCCAAGUUGGGUCGUAGGGUUCGAAGCAAGAGUCCAGCAGUAACUCGUUUGGUUACUACAGAAACACCCAAGGGAAAGGACAAGCGCGGUGGAACUAUCGAUGUCCUUUGCAAAGAUCAUGAAUUAGAUGGAUUUGAAGCUACACAAAGCCCACAUCGAUUUGGUACAAUCAUAAGUCGACUUUCCAGAAGAAAAUCAAAGAAGAGCGAAAAGGAAGAGAAUCAUGUCUUAUCACCCGAAUGUGAGACCAUCUCGGUGCCUCAACAGAAUUUCGGUACUCCUCGUCCAGCGAUCAGCGAGAAUGAUCUCCGUCACGUGACUCUCCGUCGUGGAACGGAUCUUGAUCUCACACCACUAGCUGGUGUAUCACAGUUUAUGUCAGAGGAUAAUCUAGCAAGUGCAGAAUGUGGCACACCGGCCUACCGUACCCCCAGCUACAUUAGAGUGAGCUGUGCACUCAGCGGAUAUACCAAAACGCCUAGACACUUGGAAAGUAGUGCAGCUCGCGCGAUGGGACGCAGCCUUGUCGAACGUCGUCUCGGGCUGUUUGACACAUCAAUGUCGCCCAGGAACGAUAACAACGACAAAGAGCCGCGUUUUGGUCGCUCGCCUUUGGCCAUGGGUGCGUCGUUAUCUACGCCGUCUCCAGUGCGUGCCCUAAUCGGACAGUUUGAUCGUCUACAGCUGUGUAGCAAGGAUAAAGAUGAUGUGGAAAAGGAGAAUACUGAGCCCAUUAAACAUCAAAACAUCCAGCAGACCAUAGUCACACAGCCGGCUCCGACGAGCAUCUUCAUCUCGGACUACAUCGAGAAGCCUCCCCUUCCAGUAGCUAAAUCACCAGUACCAGUAGCUGAAACACCGCCAGAAGUUAAGGAAAAGGAGCGCAUCAAAGCUGAGGAGAUCACAUGUGAACUGCAGCCCAGUCCAACUCCUCCGAAAAAAGCUGAUAUGCGAACCGGGGAGGAUUUCUCGCAGCUUCUUGAGUCCGUUCGAUCCAGACUCCAGGCGUCCACCAAUCAAGUGCUCGCUGAACUUGAAGAGAUUGAGGGAAUGCCUGAAGAAGCUGCGACGUCCAUUCGAAUGGCGGCUGGAAAAGCGCAACUACUCACCCGUAAAAAAUUAUCCAAGUUUGAGGAACUUGUGAAGAAAAACUUGAAUCCGGUGGAAGGAGACCCACAGCCUGCAACUCUUGAUGAUCUGGAGGGAUAUUGGGCUUUGGUUGAAAUUGAGCUGCAGGACAUUGAUGAGUGUUUUGCUAAGGUGGACGCUUAUCGUAAAGGUGGCUGGCAAGUAAGAGAACCUGAGGAAACGGAGCAAACUAUUCUUGCUGCCAGUAAUAAUAACAAUAAUGUGCCGAAGAAGAGAAUGGCUCCUGUUCGACCUGCUGCUCCUCCUGUCGAUCCAGCAGAAAAAGCUAAGCAAUUGGAAAAACAGAAAGCGGCCGCGGAAAUGCGAAGAAAAGCUCUUGCCGAAGCAAAACAACGGGCUCGUGCUGCACAGCAAGCACAGAAACAGCAAGCAGAGGAGAAAAAUAGCACUGAUGCCUCGCCAGAAGUCCUUAUGGUCCUGUAGAUAAUAUAGCACCUGCUGUAAGUACAAACAUCCUCCAAUAACUUGCAAAUGUUCGUUGUUUGUUGUUAUCUCAUCCCCAUUGAAGAAAAAAUUAUCGCGCCCUCUUUCGGACAUAUGAAACUUUACCAUUCAACCGUGUACCUCGCUUCUGUCCUCUCUACCUUGUUUAAACAUCGCCUUUCUUUUUUUGUAUUCUCUUAGAAAAUGUGCUGACAAUCAUGUGCUUUAUGAGAGAGCGUGUGUUUCCUCCUUGACGAACAAACCAUUGCCUGUGGCUGUACUCGGUAAUAUACGUCAAUUCUAUUUGUCUUUUCUUCUUCGUCGUCGUCGAAAGGAUCUUAUUUCGUUUUCUUUCAUCAAUGUGCUAUGUAAAAUAUGCUCGCUAUCGACAAAUCGGUGAGACUUUAAGUAUAUUUCUGUUUAUGUUGAAGAGAACAAAAUAUUUCUGUCUAAUUUGUUUGCUCAAUGCUUGUUCGCUUUUUUGUUCCGAGUUUGCUAAGUACAUCAAAAGCGUUGAUUUGUGGAUAUUAAUAAUAAAUUAUCUUAUGCAUUC